GGGCGCGAGCGCCGAGCGGCCCGUUUGAUAUCACAAUCGCUUGAUUGACAAUAAACGCGAAGCUAAUUAAGAAACCUAUUUUGUGUCGCCGUUCAACGUGCAGGGGCACUGGCGCACACUGGCGGUUACAUUUAGCCGUUAAAAAUAGUCCAAUCAAAUGUCACGCCCGUCAAUAAAUAGUUCCAAUUUCGAAGACCAAACAAAAGAUGGUACCCAAGCAUUUAUUAUGACGUUUACAAGUAAAUACGAUAAUAAUCGUGUCAGAAAACGUGUAAUUUGUAUUCUUAGUAUAAAUACGUUUUUUUCGCGUUUGAAAUAAUCUAAUUAUGAAUCGAAAUUAGUGAGUAUAGUUUAGUAUGAAGACUUCCAAUAUGACCAGGAAUAAGGGACAAGUAUAUAGUGUUGGAAAUUAUCUGAUGACUGGCAAGGUACUGGGAAAAGGACACUUUGCGAGAGUUGAAGAAGCCACACAUAGGAUAAUAGGAAAAAAGGUGGCUAUUAAGAUCAUAGAUUUGACGUGUAUUAAAGAGGAGUAUGCCCGUCGAAACUUACACCGCGAACCGCGGGUUAUGGCGAAGCUACGGCACCCAUGCAUCGCGGCUCUCUACGAAACUAUGAUGCACGGGCCGCGGCUGUACGUGGUGAUGGAGGCGGCGGGCGGCGGCGACCUGUGCGCGCACGUGCUGGGCGCGCGCGGCGCGGCGCGCGGCCUGCCCGAGGGACGCGCGCGCGCGCUGGCCGCGCAGCUCGUGUCCGCCGUGCGACACAUGCACGCGCGCGGCGUCGUGCACCGUGACUUAAAAAUGGAAAACAUCAUGUUGGACAGUACUAAGCAAUUCAUCAAAAUAGUCGACUUCGGACUAUCAAAUAUGUGGAGCGGCGGGGCGGCGCUGCGGACUCCGUGCGGAUCACUGGAGUACGCGGCCCCUGAACUCUUCGUGGACGGACGGCGAUACGGACCUGAAGUCGACCUAUGGAGCAUAGGCGUGAUCGUGUACGGCAUGGUGACGGGCGGGCUGCCGUUCACUGGCGCGGAGGGCGGCGAGGGCAAGUCACGGCCGCAGCUCCGCGCCGCCAUCUCGCGCGGCUUCACGCGCAAGCAGCGCGCCGCACUCGCCUGCGUCACGCCAGAGUGUAAGGCGUUUAUUCAACAUCUGUUGGAGCCAAACGUAGAGCUCCGGAUGAAGAUAGAGGAAGCAUCUCGUCAUCGCUGGGUGCGGAGACCUGGCAUGAGGAUGAAGACACAUCCGUUCGGCACUAUAGACCCGGUCGUCAACAGAGAGAUAUACAGACAGAUAUCGGAUCUGUGCUCGAUGCCAGUGAUAGACGUGGUGACGGAGAUAAAGUCGGAGCCAUUCGGGCGCCCCCGCUCCCCGACCGCCUACCGCGCCCCCGACCCGCGCCAGCCCGACCCCGACCGCGCCACCACCUCCGCCGCCCACCACCGGCCGCAGACGACCUCGCCUCCGAAAGUACAAGUAGUCACACAAAAAAUACGGAUCCCGAGCACUCCACCGCCGCGACCCGUCGAACUUAAAUAUGUUAACGGAAACGUGGAGUCGCUAAUAAAAACUACCCCGAAGAUGUCCGUUCCGGAGCGAACCAGCAAGAAGAGCCAGCUGCAGAGCCCGAGGUCGGCGAGCCGGUCGCCGUGCAGCCUGUACGGAGUGAAGAAGGCCGUGUACAGAGUGUACGACAACGGAGACUGCGGCCUCGACCCGCGCCUGCCCAGCAUCGACGAACAUUCCAACAUCGACGUCAACGACGCCAAGAAGAUGACGAGGAGUAAAACUGUGAGGAUGCCGUGUGUCAGGAAGGUGAGCCUGGACGAGGACCGGGCCCUCAGACACAACACCUGCCCCAACAGACUCGGCGACAAGCGCGCAGAGUUCUACAGGAAGGCAGGCGACGGACUACCCAGUUGGCGAGCUAGCGGCACGCUGGGGACGCCGCCUCCGAGAAUCUUAUUACAGAAUAAUGCCACAACCAUCAAACGAGCCUCCUUAGGCAACAUCGUGAGCCCGCACUCGUCGUCCAACAGCCAGUGCCGCAGCGAGCGCGCGCUGCCGGUGGGCUGGGCGCGCGCCGCGGCCAGCGACGGCGCGCACGUGCAGCGACUGCGGCGCACGGCGCCCAUGAAGUGACUGCAGCACAAGGCGCCCAUGUAGUGACUGCAGCACACGGCGCCCAUGUAGUGACUGCGGCACUCGGCGCCCAUGAAGUGACCAUCACGUUAGCGGACCGCCGCGCACUACACUAACCGUCCCGACACAAUCUCGCGGUUAGUCGUCAGUGUGCAGCGGACCUUAGUCAAAAUUUCGCGUACUACCUUCGAUGUAAUGUUAAGCGAAUGAAGCACUUUUACUAUAUACUACGCUCGACUUCCAAGUAAUCUUUUUUGGACUAGUAUUUUUUGUUACGUUUAUAAUAUAAUGCGUUUUACAUUUUAAAUACUAAAUAAUAGAGUGUUAUGUUAUGCUUGUUGCAUGUAUUUUAUUGAAAGAUUAAUAUAAGAUGUGCAUUACGAUAUUGUAUUUUUAUUUAUACUUAGUGAUGCGCCCGCGCCACGGCUUCGUAUAGUGAUUUUACAUGUGUAGUUUUUAAACCGUGACAUUUCUCGAGGGGGGGCAUGUCACAGAAGUCAUAAAUGUUCAAUUUAAGAAAAGGUUUCUGGCCAAUAGUUAAAA
Spodoptera litura is the source of this 2687-nucleotide messenger RNA. RefSeq lists its product as uncharacterized. The record is from RefSeq and is a predicted model, not a curated record. Gene Ontology annotation, cellular component: cytoplasm. Gene Ontology annotation, biological process: protein phosphorylation; intracellular signal transduction. Gene Ontology annotation, molecular function: protein serine/threonine kinase activity; ATP binding. NCBI's taxonomy places the organism in Eukaryota, Metazoa, Arthropoda, Insecta, Lepidoptera, Noctuidae.